CUCCCCCACUGUCAUCUUUAUAAAUAAAAGCUUUCUUAACAAAGACAAAAGUGCUUUGUGGAUGAACACAAGAAGAAGAAGUUGGCGGUUUCUGGUUUUGUGAGGUCGAAGGAAUUAUGGGUUCCCUCAUGGCAGGCUGGGACUCGCAUGUCCCUGAUCCUAGAAUUGUGAAGUUGGAGAGAAACAAGUCAGUGACCAAAGACGAGAUCGAAGCCUACUGGAAGUCCAAGAAGAAAGCUGAGGAUGAGCAUCUCAGAGCCAUUUCUGAUGUUUUACUCAAGAGGAAUCUGCAGCAACAAAACAUAUUAAAUGAGACGGGGGGAGGGAAGUUUCAGAGAUCAAACUCUCUGCCUUUGGCCAGAACGAAACAGGGUAUGGGUCUCCACCUGGAAACGGAAAUCGGCCAGGACCAUGAUAGCUUCGACAACAUCAUAGCCAAAAGUGGAUGGUGGACAAGAAGCAACUCAGCGUUUUUGAACGAGCCGCCGGUGCUGGCGCCGGAAGGCUCACACAAGUACGUGUCUCAGUUCCAUAUAGCCAACAUGGCCCAGUCCAAGCCCGAGAGUCACACUGGAAUCACUGCUUAACUGAGAUCUUUGUGCGUGUAUAUAUGGGCGUGUGUGUGUAUGUGUGUCUUCUAUCUAAGUAUGUAACCCCUCUCUCUCUCUCUCACUCACUAUAUAUAUAUAUAUAUAUGUCUUAUAUGUAUAUAAGUGGGAUAUAUCCGUAUCCAUACACUAAUAAUAGGGUGUAAUAGGGUGGUGGUUUGUGACCGUAUCUAUGUUGUCUAAUACGAUGAAUCCCUCCCAGACUAAAGAGGGAUCGGACGGCUGACAGCAUUUCCCUGAUACUAUAUGAGCCAAUUUUUGUUGGUUCUUCUAUCUUCUAUAUAUAUAUAUAUAUAGAUUUGUGGCCUUGCUUUC
Messenger RNA from Diospyros lotus (date-plum), 923 nucleotides. RefSeq lists its product as uncharacterized. The record is from RefSeq and is a predicted model, not a curated record. The transcript has 4 exons. NCBI's taxonomy places the organism in Eukaryota, Viridiplantae, Streptophyta, Magnoliopsida, Ericales, Ebenaceae. Bases 117 to 587 code for a protein of 156 amino acids.